This is a messenger RNA of Tinamus guttatus (white-throated tinamou), 2577 nucleotides long. Lineage: Eukaryota; Metazoa; Chordata; Aves; Tinamiformes; Tinamidae. The record is from RefSeq and is a predicted model, not a curated record.
AACCUCAGGCUGGGCUUCUGCCAUGAUGUCAGAGGGAAAGAAAGCCCCAGCUUGCUAAUUUCGCCUCCCAAUCAGCCCCGGCAAGAAGGAGAUCACCGGGACCAGUUGUUUCCCCCCUGUGGUCAUGACGGCUUCGCACAGUGACUCUUUGGUGGUGUUGUUUGGGGCAACAGCUGGUGCAUAUGGGGCUAAACUGGGUUCGGAUGAGAGGGAACUAAUUCUCUUGGUGUGGCAAGUUGUGGAUCUACCCAGCAAGAAGGUAGGGACGCUGCACAAAUCCCUGGUGAAAGCAGACAAUUUGGAGUUAAGUGACCAAUGUCGAGAAGUGAGUGGUUUAACACCAGAGGGACUGGGCAAAGCUGAGCCUCUGGACCGGGUUCUUCAACAGUUUAGUCAGCUGGUAUCCAGUGAUUUGAAAGUACUUGGAAGGAGCUCGUAUACACUGUGCAGCGAUGGCCAGUUACUCAUCCGACAAGUCCUCCACCCAGAAACAUCUAAGAAGAACUUCCUGCUGUCAGACUGCUUUUAUUCUUUUUAUGAUCUUCGCAAAGAAUUUCACACAUGCUAUCCUAGUUCAGCCGCCGUGAAAGACCAGACUAUCAAGACUAUGGCAGAAUAUCUAGGCCUAGGGACGGAUGAAACGGAGGAGGACUUUGGCGUGUGGCAGGUGAAAACCAUGGUGGCUAUCAUCUUCAGCAUGCUGUCUGAAAGCUGCAAUGACAUAUUUACUGAACCUGAGACUGUGAAAUGCAAGUAUGAAACAGGUCCUUGUAGUAAAUCUGAAACAGUGGACAGUGAGACAGUAAUACGUGCCAGAGGUUUGCCAUGGCAAUCUUCAGACCAAGAUAUUGCCCGUUUUUUCAAAGGACUCAACAUUGCCAAAGGCGGUGUGGCCCUUUGUCUGAAUGCUCAAGGAAGAAGAAACGGGGAGGCUUUAGUUCGGUUUGUAAAUUCCGAACAGAGAGACCUGGCUUUGGAAAGACAUAAGCAUCACAUGGGUAGCAGAUACAUUGAGGUUUACAAAGCAACUGGGGAAGAAUUUUUAAAAAUUGCAGGAGGCACUUCCAAUGAAGUGGCCCAAUUCUUGUCAAAGGAGAAUCAAGUUAUCAUCCGGAUGAGAGGCCUUCCUUUCACUGCUACGCAGGAGGAUGUCUUGGGGUUCCUGGGGCCAGAGUGCCCGGUCACAGGAGGGAAAGAAGGACUUCUCUUUGUCAAGUACCCAGAUGGGAGGCCCACAGGAGAUGCAUUUGUGUUGUUUUCCUGUGAAGAAUAUGCACAGAAUGCACUUAAAAAGCACAAAGAAAUACUUGGAAAACGUUACAUUGAACUCUUCAGAAGCACAGCAGCAGAAGUCCAACAGGUGCUUAACCGAUACAUGUCAACGCCUCUUAUUCCCACCCUCCCGACUCCAAUCAUUCCUGUCAUCCCCCCGCCAUACACCAUCGCUACGGGGAGUGUACGUGACUGUGUGCGGCUCAGAGGUCUUCCUUACACCGCUGGCAUCGAUGACAUCCUGGAAUUUAUGGGAGAUGCCACAGGUGAUAUCAAGCCCCAUGGUGUUCACAUGGUCCUUAAUCAACAGGGACGACCAUCAGGUGAUGCUUUUAUCCAAAUGAAAUCUGCUGACAAAGCCUUUAUGGUGGCUCAGAAAUGUCACAAAAAAAUGAUGAAGGACCGUUAUGUGGAAGUAUUCCAAUGUUCAGGAGAGGAGAUGAACUUUGUUUUAAUGGGUGGCACUUUAAAUCGUAGUGGCUUAUCCCCACCGCCAUGUAAGUUACCAUGUCUUUCUCCACCAGCUUAUGCUGCCUUCCAAACCGCAGCCGCUGUGAUCCCAGCAGAAGCAGCCCUGUACCAGCCCCAAGCCCUCUUGCCAGCGACCAGGACUCCGCAGGCUACGGCUGCUGCUCCACCAGCUGUUACCUACUACCCUGCUCAGGCUGCUCAGCUUUACAUGAAUUACACGGCCUAUUAUCCCAGCCCUCCAGUAUCCCCUACCACAGUGGGGUAUAUUGCAGCUCCCCCAGGAGCUGUAGCAGCUGCAGCCACUGCCACCCACACUCCAAUCCUACCCCAGCCUGGAGCAUUAGUCCGGAUGCAGGGCUUGCCGUAUAACACGGGAAUGAAGGAGAUUCUCAGUUUCUUCCAGGGAUACCAGUACGCUCCCGAUGACUACAAUGGCCUUAUUCAGCUGAGUGAUCAAGCAAGGAGUAUGUUACAAGCACCGAAAGAGUGGGUCUGUUUGUAACUCUUUGUAACUUCUGAAGAAGCUCCACACAGAUUCCAUCCUCGUGCUUUACAACUUUAGUGGCCAGCCCAGUGGAGAGGCAUUGGUGACUUUUCCAAGCCUGGAGCUAGCUAAGAAAGCAGUGGCUGAGAAAAACGGACAGCUCUUGGGAAGCCGCUAUGUAGAACUGUACCUGGUCUAAUGAAACACUCUUUGGGGAUGGGGAAGGAAAGCUGCGCUGACCACCGGCCUCUUCCAAAAUCCCGAGUCUUCCCCUGCCACCCAGGCAGCAGCACGUGUGCCUUCCCAGCGUGAUACGUUGGAAUAUAGAGCAGUGUCCUGUUUGUAUUUUG